Molecule: messenger RNA, 2026 nt
Organism: Bradysia coprophila
Lineage: Eukaryota; Metazoa; Arthropoda; Insecta; Diptera; Sciaridae
Source: RefSeq, a predicted model, not a curated record
AUACACAAAUUCUCAGUCCGUCCUCAUAUACAAUAACGACAAGUCGCGACGAUAUACAGAAAUAGUUACAUCCAAGGAAAAUUUUUAUUUCUUCUCUUGUCUAUUUAUUAAGAUAAAAAUUGCGAUGUUGAUCUGAUUGAAACAAAAUAUAAGCAAAAGUUGUGGUGCUGCAAGACAAACGAAAAAAAAAAAAAAAAAUUAUCGCAAUCGUUCAGCAAGAUCAUUUUGCUGUAACAUUUAACAUCGCGUGUGUAGUGUAAUUGAAGUAAUUCGCAUGUAAUUUCCUUGUUACGAAUAUUUGUGCGUACGAAACCUUUGUCUACACUCAACCAUCACUAUCGAGCUUGAUUCAACGACACUAUAACAUGUACUAGCAUGAACUCUAUGGUUUGUUUUUAUGUAUACAAAAUCAACGAAAGUGUGACAAAAACAUGAAAAGGUUUUCAAUCUCAACAUAUAUACCGAAAGAGGGUAUAGAAUUCGGCAUGCUUAAACAGAAUGAAUCCAGCUUCCAGCACGAGCAUCCGACACACGGUCAUGAAGAUGUAUCGCACAGACGAUCCACCCACACCGCACCGGCCGACAAUGAAAUCACGAGACACAGACUUAUGACUCAUAAAAUCAUCAUCCGGUGGACGUGUCAAGGUGAAAACUCGGUGUGUUAACGAACAAGACUAUCAAUCGUUGAGCAAGAAUCAAACGACGACACGGACGUGGCCGGUUAUUCAUCGUAAUACACAUCAAUACGAAUAUGAAGCUUUAUACAAAAUAGACUCGACCAGCGAGUUGAACGCUUGUGAUUCGGAUCAGAGCCUGAAUAGUUCAACAAUCUAUUCGGGACUGACAAUGAAUGCGCAAACGGAAACACCGAACCGGGCGUGUUGUAUGGCUCCGCCGCCGGUAAUUUUUUUGUUUGUUACUUUAUUGGUAACUACCGGUACAACGGCUUUACUUUGCGGUGCCAUUAUGUCGGAUCAUUGGGAGAAUGUAACGUGGGAUAAAACAAUUUUAGAAAAACUUACACAUAAUAACACGACAAAUGCGUUAGAAUGGCAAUUGAAUGGACGGGUUGCGAUUGUAACUGUUCAACAGGGCGGACGUAGGGACAAUUUAUUUUUAGUACCCAUGCAUGGUGGUAUUUGGACACUGUGCAUCGAUAUAACCGAUUCAGAUAUGCGAUUUUUGGGACGAUCGGGAUUUCCCAAUACACGAAAGUGUGUCAACUACUUGGCUGACGAAGUAGUGUUGAGCGGUGACGAUUUAUAUCGGAACACAGGAUUUCCGUCAAAUAACCAUCCAAGAAUUCGUAUGCAAAAUUUGUCGAUAUCAUGUUCUCUGGUUUGUAUGAUAAUACUCGGUAGUGCCGCUUUAGUAGGAGCUUUUGGUGUUUGUCAACGGCAAAUCAGUGCAAUUUUAGUUACUGGAGUUAUGUACCUAUUAGCAGCUUUGUUCGGCCUGUUCACGCUCAUGAUCAUUUACGUGAAGCGUCAACAAGAAAUGCCCGACAAUGACUUUGACGGGACCAUCGAAGGAUUGAUUGCACCGAAAAGCGUAUCGCAUCUGGCGAAAAGUCUCUUCGAAGCUCGGAUAUUUUCGAAAUCGUGGAGUCUCAGUUUGGGAUGGUGCGGCGUAUUAAUGUGCUCAAUCACGUCGGGUAUGUGGAUUUUGCUAUCCAAAAUUAUGCGAUACAAUUCGUAUUCGUCAACGUAAAUCAAGGUGAAAAUUGCAUUUAAUUAUGAUGGAAUAAUCAGAGCGAGAAGUGAUGGGUGGGAAUGAAGAUUUUUGUAAAAUUUAUUUUUCUAAAACUGAAGUAAAAGCUUGAACAUACAUUUUAUUGAAAGGGGUAGCACAAGCCCAUGUGGAGAAUCGAUUGCUUUUUCUUUGAUCGAAUGAAUGGUUUUUGUAUCUUUAUCAAGCACACAAUUUUGUCUUUCUAAGUUAAGAGAGUUGCUUAAGAAAACAGCAAUUAUUAGAAUAAAUACACCGCUUUUGCGGUAGUGGACACUCUUCAUUGUGGUAAUAUGUA